AUGCUCGAGAAGGCUCUGCUUGCACUUAAGAUCGCCAAGAACAAUAACCGAAUACCUUUUUCAGAAAGCUGGAAGAAUCAUCCUAUUGGCUAUCCACGUCUGGCGGAACGUAUCGGUGUCAAGCCUGAAACUGGCAUAUAUCGGCGCUUCGAUGCACUCAAUGCGCGCCACCUUCUAUAUCUCCAAGCAGAACUCUGCGAUAUCGAAAGCGCCCUUCGCGCUCGGGAAAACGCAGACCAUGGAGAUAAAAGAGGCAAACGGUCGCAAUAUGCAACGGACUAUCGAUGCUUUCUGGAAGAGCCGAGCGAUAUGGAUAUGCCGCAGCUCCGGCUUAUCAACAGAAUGCACGCAAAACUGCAUCAGUACAACGAAGCUCUGCUUGAAGUAUCAUUGCUGCAUCAGCUCGAGGCACCUGACCAAUUCGACCUCAACGACGUUCAAUUCUUCCUCAGUAGUGAUGAUAUGGGCCCGAACGAGAUGAAAGGACGAGAUUCCACUAGUUGGGGCGACUGUGAUACACCUACCGACCACCCACCAGAUCUUAUCGCGGUACAUCCGAGGAAGAAAGAAGACCUUUUCUCUCACAUAGUUGCUGAGAAGGGUGUGCAUCUCUUCAAGUGUGGACUGGGUCGCAUCACGAAAGGAAACAAGCAUGUCGGGCAUCGCAUUUAUUACGACUCCACUGUCCUGAAGAUGACGUUUCUCCUUACCUCCGCCAUGGCCGCUUUGAUACCUAUAGCUUCAAUCCUUGUGCUGGUCCGUGUCAAAACGCUGAAUACACAGUUGUGGAUAAUUGCAGCUUUCAAUAUUCUGAUUAGCGUCUGUCUAACGUUCUUUACGGAGGCGAAGCGAACAGAUGUCUUCGCCGUGAAUGCUGCGUAA
Messenger RNA from Parastagonospora nodorum SN15, 882 nucleotides. RefSeq lists its product as hypothetical. The transcript has 2 exons. Bases 1 to 882 code for a protein of 293 amino acids. NCBI's taxonomy places the organism in Eukaryota, Fungi, Ascomycota, Dothideomycetes, Pleosporales, Phaeosphaeriaceae. The record is from RefSeq and is a predicted model, not a curated record.